Molecule: messenger RNA, 597 nt
Organism: Ilyonectria robusta
Lineage: Eukaryota; Fungi; Ascomycota; Sordariomycetes; Hypocreales; Nectriaceae
Exons: 1
Coding region: 1-597 (198 amino acids)
Source: RefSeq, a predicted model, not a curated record
AUGUCCACUUUCCACCCCUUCGCCCGUCUCCCGUUGGAGCUCCGUACGCGGAUCUGGGAGAUGACGGUUGAGCCUCGUGACGUCGAGGUCCGCUUCAAGGAUAUUUUCAGGGUGGAGGGCUCAAUACACUACUGGAUGUCCUCGACCCCAGUACCAGGGAUAUUGCAGGCCUGUCACGAAGCCCGUAAUCUCGGCCUUUACCAGCGUGCCUUCUCAUUUGGGAACAAACCGCGGUAUACCUGGGUGAAUUUCGAGAUGGAUAUGAUCUCUCUUGGGGAUACCGACAUUAGAGAUAUUGUCGACGAGCGACUCGAUAUUCGCCGUCUUAGGUUCGAGAGAGUUAGUGACGAGUGGUUUUUUUAUUGGGAAUCGAAGGGUCUAAAGGAGUUUGCCAAUCUCAUAGAAAUCCAUGUGAUAUGCUUGGAUGCCUUUUUUUCUUGGCUGGAUUCCUGGGAGCACGUGGAAUGGCAAUGCCCCAGAGAGAAUGUACGCUUCAUCGAGAAGAAGUCGGGACGAAUGAUUGAUGGCUAUGAGCUAGAUAAGAUGUGGGACGAAGUCGUCGAGGAGACCAGACGCCGAGAGAACGGCAAUCAUUGA